Molecule: messenger RNA, 846 nt
Organism: Chondrus crispus (carragheen)
Lineage: Eukaryota; Rhodophyta; Florideophyceae; Gigartinales; Gigartinaceae
Exons: 1
Coding region: 1-846 (281 amino acids)
Source: RefSeq, a predicted model, not a curated record
AUGUUACUCAUCUUUCCAAAUGCCUUAUCAAGAAUUGUUCCGGAUAAGCCCGCGGUACCCCCUCCGCGAAGGACCUCUCGCCCGAGCACUCUCAAGAGACAUAGCGCCAAUGCAGAAGAAGAGCUUCGUUCAAGGAAGAAUAAUUCAAAGCCUCCGAAACCCGUCCUGCCGCCCUUUGUGAUACAAGCUCAGGCUCAGGCUCAAGCCCAGGCAGAGACUAAGAGAAUUCAGCACCAUCCUAUCCCAAAUAGCUCUCCAGUCACUUCACCGCAGGUGGCAAGAUCCAGCGGAUUUCGUCAUCGCGACGUGGAUCAAGUAAGGACAUUAUCCCCUGCAGAUUUCAAUUCGGCACCGUUUCUUUCCCUGGAUGUACCGCCAAAAAGCUUGGGAAAGAACUUUCAGUCUGGACAGAUGCCGGCAAAUCUGCAACAGCCAGCCGAACCAAAUGAAAUAUCCUUUUUCACGCCGACAGAAUUUAACCCCCCUGAUCUCGAAAGCGAUGAGAUGCCUUCGAGAAAGCAGAUCGAUCGAGAAAGAAUUCCUUCCGCAAUGGAUCCAUCGUUUGAAAGACUGAGGCACAGUAAUAGGGAAAUGGCAGUUGUUACGAGGCCAAAAGCAGCUGUAGCUUCGCACAUCUCAGAAUUAACAGCAAGCGGCGCUACGGGGGGCGCCAAGUCGCCGCACGCAUCCUAUAUUGACCGACUACCUCAUGAGACUCUUCAAGAACUGGUCGACUAUAGCCCAUCUGGGCCGUCAAAGGUUAGGUACAGAGAGGAUGGAUCCGUUCAGGCAGGCCGAUUUGGGUUUUUGAGAGAUCUUGGAAGGACAUUUGUCAAGCGAAGAUGA